This is a messenger RNA of Aspergillus clavatus NRRL 1, 891 nucleotides long. RefSeq names its product lipase family protein. The transcript has 4 exons. The record is from RefSeq and is a predicted model, not a curated record. Bases 1 to 891 code for a protein of 296 amino acids. Gene Ontology annotation, biological process: lipid catabolic process. NCBI's taxonomy places the organism in Eukaryota, Fungi, Ascomycota, Eurotiomycetes, Eurotiales, Aspergillaceae.
AUGGUCCAGCUCAAGUCUGUUUACGCGCUGGGUGUCGCGGCAUUCGCUGCGCUGGGUGUCGCUGCUCCUACAGGGUUGGAGGCGAGAGCGGUCUCGUCGGAGAUCCUGCAACAGUUGACCGUGUUCGCACAGUGGUCUGCUGCCUCCUACUGCACGGAUAAUAUCAACUCCCCGGGCACCAAGCUGACAUGUUCUGCUGGCAAUUGCCCGCUGGUCGAGGCAGCCAACACCGAGUCCCUUUCCGAGUUCAACGAGUCUUCCUCCUUCGGAGAUGUAGCAGGAUUCUUGGCCGUAGACACCACGAAUGAACUGCUCGUGGUCUCCUUCCGAGGAAGUCGGACACUCGACACCUGGAUUGCGAACCUGGACUUCGGCUUGCGCAGCAUCAGUGAUGUGUGCACUGGAUGCGCCGUGCAUUCUGGUUUCUGGAAGUCUUGGGAAGUGGUGUCGGACAAGUUGACGGCUCAAAUCCUCGCCGCGCAACAGACAUACCCAGGGUAUACUCUGGUGAUCACCGGACAUAGCUUCGGUGCUGCCCUUGCCACCAUCAGUGCUGCGGUUUUACGGAAAGCAGGCAUUGCAGCCAUUGCGUACCCCUUUGCGUCGCCUCGCGUUGGUAACCUGGCUUUGGCGGAGUACAUCACCGCUCAGGGAUCCAACUACCGUGUCACUCACACGAACGAUCUUGUGCCCAGACUCCCUCCCAGAAUCGCUGGGUUCAGCCAUAUCAGCCCUGAGUACUGGAUCACGAGCCCGAAUGAAGCGACCGUCACAGCGGCCGACAUUAACCUCGUUGAAGGGAUCAACUCCAAGGGCGGCAAUACUGGAGAGGCUACCACUAGCACCGAGGCACACAAUUGGUACAUCGUCCACAUUGAUGCGUGCCAGUAG